AUGAGCGACAGGCAGAGAUCGCCCUCGCCAGAAUUCUCACCCCUUGCAUUCGGCGACGACUUUGCGCCCCUUCCAGAAUACAAGGCUGCCGGAACCACAGAAGUGGACUUUUCGGGCCUCCUGGGUGAGCCUCUCAAGCUGCAUGAGGACCUCAAGUCGGGAUGCGGAGGCCAGCUCUGGCCGGCGGGCAUGGUGCUGGCCAAGCACAUGCUGCGCUACCAUCGAGACAGGCUGCAACAUGCGAGAAUACUCGAGCUCGGCGCUGGAGGGGGAGUUGUUGGACUUACCGUUGCACGAGGUUGUGCCAGCCUCGAACAUCCUCUGUAUCUCACCGACAUGGUAGAGAUGGAAUCGCUGAUGCAACACAACAUUUCGUUGAACGGGCUCGACGAUCGGGUCAGGGCCAGAGUGCUCAAUUGGGGCGAGCCGCUCUCACAAGAAAUCCUCGAUUUCAAGCCCGACAUCAUCCUCGCCGCCGAUUGCGUGUACUUUGAGCCGGCCUUCCCGCUCCUGAUGCAGACAUUGCAAAAUCUCAUGGCCUUGGUCUCCACCGCCACCAUCUUUUUCUGCUUCAAAAAAAGGCGGCGGGCCGACAUGCAGUUUCUCAAGGCGGCCAGGAAAGCCUUCACUAUCACCGAGAUCGAGGACGAGGAUCGCCCCACAUUCAGCAGAGAAGGUCUGUUCCUGUACACGUUUACCCAGAAACAAUGA
This is a messenger RNA of Parathielavia appendiculata, 711 nucleotides long. RefSeq lists its product as uncharacterized. Gene Ontology annotation, cellular component: cytosol; cytoplasm. NCBI's taxonomy places the organism in Eukaryota, Fungi, Ascomycota, Sordariomycetes, Sordariales, Chaetomiaceae. The record is from RefSeq and is a predicted model, not a curated record. Bases 1 to 711 code for a protein of 236 amino acids. The transcript has 3 exons. Gene Ontology annotation, molecular function: protein-lysine N-methyltransferase activity. Gene Ontology annotation, biological process: peptidyl-lysine methylation.